This is a messenger RNA of Suillus bovinus, 2625 nucleotides long. RefSeq lists its product as uncharacterized. NCBI's taxonomy places the organism in Eukaryota, Fungi, Basidiomycota, Agaricomycetes, Boletales, Suillaceae. The record is from RefSeq and is a predicted model, not a curated record. The transcript has 4 exons. Bases 6 to 2417 code for a protein of 803 amino acids.
CGACAAUGACCAGGACGACGGUGACAACGACGACGAUAGCGACCGCGACCCCCACAACUACAACUACCACAGUAUUAAUGGCGACAACCGAACACCGUAAACACACUCCAGUUCCAUUUCUACUCGAGGCAUUUCCUAUACCACCAUCACAUAUUCCACCAUCGCCUAAUCCACCACCUUCACUACCACCUACUGCACCACUACCCCCAGUUCCAGGUCCAUCUCCUGAUGCAAUCCUUUUCCUUCGUCGUCUAUCCACUUCUAGUUCAGAUCAUUCACUUCGAACUAGAACCAGAGCCGGAAGUUUAUCAAGUUUACGCUCAUUCCAAAAGAAACCUUCCUACGAUCUAACCCAUAAUACAAUAUCAGAAGAAGGCCCCCCAUCAGAACUCGAAAGACCUCGCUCAACAAGUCCAGACGUUCCAGCUAUCAUACAAGCAACCUCACGUUCACGUUCACGCCCUCGUACGCGUAGAUCAUCAGACUUACCCAGUCAUGAGUUAGACCAAGAAGAUGCUGCCGACUCGGAUUCAAGCAUCGAUCUCCAUACCCCCUUACCCCAUCUCAUGCUCAGACACGGCCUUCUCUCUCCCCACUCAAAACUCCUCCCACCAUCACCUCUACCCCAAAGUCGUCUCUCCAUAGCUUCACAAGCUUCCCUCCAGUCUACCUUCUCCGACGCUUCAUUAAUAACAAAUAGUUCCACUGGAAGCAAACAUCCAAAAGAUUCAAGAGACACACCUAGUAGACGCGUCAGGCAUCGUGAUGGAAGGUUAUUGAGAGGAGGCAUCGGCCUCACAACUGGUUUGGGCUGGAGUGAUAGCGAAGACGAAGACGCCCCCUCCCCACUCACACGUCGUCUCUCAGCCCUCAACCUCUCCCGACGCUCGUCUGCUGCAUCCAUAUCCACAUCUCAAUCUUACUCCUCCCUCCGCUCCCCACACCCCCUCUCACGCAGCAUAUCCCACUCUAUCCUUCGCGAAGAAGAGAAUGAAGAAGACGUGGAUGAAUUUGGCCGCAUUGUCCGAAUACGCGACUUCCCACCCACAGAUUACGGGCCCGACGACCCAUUCUCCAAAAGCCUCCCACUCAACAGAAGCAGAAGCAAAACCAAACCUGUUACCUCCCGCUCAAAAACCCGCCCUCACAAACUCAAAGACGACGACGCUCGGGUUUCCAUCCUACUUGAAGAUGGGAUUACCCCCACCCGCGCAGAUUUUCGCACCAGCACAGGGUCGAGUUCUAGUGGACUCGGCACGGGCACGGGUGGUGGGAUUGGUAAUGGUUCGAGCACGGCUUCUACUUCGUCGCUAUCCAUUCCCUUCCCUGCGACGCCCCAGAGCCCAGUACCGUUCUCGGAGACGAGUACUAACACCUCCUCAGGCAUGGGUUCGAGUCAUCCAACACACCAGCUAUCGCUAUCUCACUCAUCUACCCUGUCGUUAUCCAACAUCGACAAAUCGCUCCCUCCGCUCCCCUUGACCCCAAAGAAAUACCCGCCAUCGCUUUCGAGGAUGAGGACGUAUUCGAGCACGUCGAGCGUUGGCUCUGUGGAGUUCAGUGGAGGGCUUAAGGUCAAUGUUAAUGGUGGUGAGACUGGGACGGGAACACCCAGGCCUUCAUUAAGUGGUGUGCCAAGGCCUUCGUUGGGCGCUACGCCUCGACCGUCUUUGGGCAGUGUUCCGAGGUCUUCGUUGGGCGGUGUGCCCCGACCGUCUUUGGGUAGUGUCCCGAGGUCUUCGUUGGGUGGUUCGCGCCGACCGUCCUUGUGUGGUGUACCCCGCCCGCUAUUAAGUACCCCCCGGCCCUCGAUGAGCCACAGCCUAUCUGUAUCCAACAGCUCAUUGUCGACGCCUAAUCCGUCUCUAUUGACAGGGCAGAGCGACCACAGUGGAGGUGUAUUCUCUGUGCCAUAUGUGAACGCAAGCACACGGGACAGCAGCUUCAUGGACCCAAGGGAUAGCGACUUCGCGAACCCCAGAGAUAUCAGCACUAUCACUAUCCCAAGUAACUCAAACGCCCGAGAAAGUGUCCUAAGCCUGAGGGAAAGCGGCUCGCAAAGCCCUCUUCCGCGCACCUUCAAGCUCCUCCAACCAGGUGAACAGCCCUUACGGCCAGGGGCAGUACUGACGUAUAACCGGAACGUGCAUGAUCAGCUCAAGCGUACGCAUUCACAGCCACAGUCUCCGUUGACGCAGUCGCAUACGCCGAUUCUGCCUUUGUCGCCUGUGAUGCGGACACUUGUGAUGCCUAGUUCUUCGGGGAGUGUUGGGGGUAUAGUGGGGAUAGGGAAUGGAGAUAGGCCAAAGUCACGGACAGGAACGGGGAUGGUGUAUCGUUCGUCCUCAGGUCAUCCGGGAAGUAGGAUGAGGGUGCCGAGUACUGUUAGGCCUAGUGGGAUUGGUGUUGCGUUGUAAGUGGUGACUGGAGCGAUGUGAUGUGAGGCGAUGGGCAACCAUCAGCAGGCGGUGGACUGUGUGCAACAAAUUUCGAUCCCAGUGAGGUCGGAUGGACUUAGUGCGUUCUUGUACCUGAGACUCUGUCUCAGAUACUCUGGGGAAUAUCUUACUACCCCGCGGGCAUCAAGGUGCUGUGUUUUUCCGCCGCAUGUUUACCUGGAGACGA